UCAGCUGUUUUCCAGCCGGUUACAAAAACCAAAACAAAACCAUUUUGUUAGAAAAAAUUGAUUAAUUUUAAACUUGAGUGUUUUUAAAACCAAAUCCCGGCAAUGCAGACUGUCGGUUUUAAUUCCAUCCUCUCUAUGAGGCACUGCGUCCUGCUUACCAGGCGCCAAUUCUCUGCCACGGCACAAUCCGCGCUUUCCGGCUCCCAAACAAAUGAUCAAUUGCCACCGCCGACCAUCAAAUCCUCGGACAAAAUGCGCGGGUGGCAGUUGCACAACUACGGCGACAUUGACGAGCUGCAGCUUUCCGACAAGCUAAAGAUCCCCCAGAUCCGCAGUUCCAACGAGUGCCUCGUGCGGAUCAGGGCCACUGCAGUGAAUCCCAUCGACCUGGCCAUGCUCCGCGGAUACGGAGCCACUGUGCUGAACAAGAUGCGCUGUCAGCCGGGCGAUGGCAUCGAGUUCCCGCUCAUCCUAGGCCGCGAGUUCUGCGGCGAGUUGGUGCAGUCAGGCAUGGGUGUUCCCUCGGACUCGCUGCCCUUGGGAACCCGCGUCUGGGGAGUUGUGCCCCUGCAGUCUAGCGCAGGAGCUCAUGCUGAGUACGUAGCCGUUCCCUCAUAUUGUCUCGCUCCUGCCCCCAAAGAACUGGAUGACUGCGAGGCUGCCAGCGUUUUGUACGCAGGAUUGACGGCCUGGUCGGGCCUGUACAUAACCGGAGGCCUGGGUGGUCCUUGUGGAGCCGCCACAGCUUCCGGCGGAGGUGCCCACAAGCGUGUCCUAGUCUUGGGCGGCUCCGGUGGCGUUGGCACCUUGGCCAUUCAAAUCCUCAAGUCACAAAAAGUUCAGGUUCUCGCAACCUGCAGCGAAAAUGCCAUAGAAAUGGUGCGGAAUCUGGGAGCCGACUUCGUUGUGGACUACAACAACGGCGAGGCCAUGGAGGAGCUGUGCAAAUACGCACCCUACGACAUCGUACUGGACUGUGCUGGCCAGGGAGGCCAGCAGGCGGCGGAAUCAAAGUUUGAUUUCCGGCAGUACAUAACCUUCUCAUCCCCGUUGCUGGCCAACAUCGAUAAGCAGGGAUUGGGACUGGGAGCGCUCAAGAAUGUGUUUGACCUGGUCCAGACCAACGUUAAGUCCGUCACGCAGCGCGGAGGCCUUGUGAAAUGGGGCUUCUUCAGUCCCGCACCCCAAGGCAUUCAAUUUCUACAGAAACUAGUGGAGCAGCGAAAGCUGAUGCCGUUGAUCGAUAGCAGCUACGGGUUCGGUGAUCUGCCAAAGGCCUUUGAGAAGAUGAAGGGCGGACACUUGCGGGGCAAGAUUGUGGUGAAGCUCUGAGAGGAAACGGGCGAAUGACUGACUGAUAUUGUUGAUAUUGUUUCUGUUCCAUUAAACGCUUGUGUUGGUUAAUUAAAACACUAGAGCGAACUACUUUGCGAAACAGAAACACUUUGACGCCAUUGAAUUGCAUCAGAGCUGCUUGCUCACGGUUCAAACAGUGUAAUUCCAAGCCAAUCUACUGACGCAUAUGGAUCUCUAUUACACAAAUUAACCGCGGAUCUGCGAGAUUAGAGGGCUGACGUCCGUCAAGGAUCACCUUUAAAUCACCGUGAAAAGCCGCUCUCAGUCUCCCUUAUCGUCCAUGGAUCUGAGGCGUCCAGCCUGAAGGGCAAUUGGUCGGUCAGGUAGCUGCAGCUCAAGUGAUUCAACUUUGGCGAGCAUACCUUACCAACACCGGCUGGGAUGGGCGUGCGCCCAUCGUUAAACUAUUCUCGGACCAAUGUUGACGAGGCACGACACACGCCAUCGGUCUGCGAAAAUUUCCGUGCGUCUAAUUUUAUUCCAUCGCCUGCCUGGCUAGCUGCCCCAUUAUCGGUUAAGUUCCAAUACCCAGAUUCGUUAUCAGAGGUUGAGUGGCCGGCGGGGCGAUUCCGCAGCACGCGGCCUGCUCGCUCUAAACACAUCGUUCACAUGCGUUCGCAACGCUCCAGAGCAUCAGAACAUGACCAGCUCGGUAUCGCCAAGGUCGAGGCUUUCCAAAGCUAACAAAAAAGCCUCUUCAUCGCCGCUAUCAUCCGACAUAGCCGGCGAAAAAAAAGCGAAGAAUGCACGCGUCUCUGUUUUGUUUUGGUUUUUAUUAAUAGCACUCAAUUUGUUACCGGGCCCGUCACUCUUGAUAUGAUCGGAAUUGCCAAGCUGUUGCCAGCCCAAGUAGGAAUACCCUCUAAAAUGUUUGCUAUCUAAAUGUAUAACAUACGUAUCUAGUGCUUAGUAUAUCUACUUUAGGACCACAGCUGAAAUUAAACUUGGAAUCUAA
Molecule: messenger RNA, 2311 nt
Organism: Drosophila suzukii
Lineage: Eukaryota; Metazoa; Arthropoda; Insecta; Diptera; Drosophilidae
Product: reticulon-4-interacting protein 1 homolog, mitochondrial
Cellular component (GO): mitochondrion
Molecular function (GO): oxidoreductase activity
Source: RefSeq, a predicted model, not a curated record